Messenger RNA from Daldinia caldariorum, 2319 nucleotides. RefSeq lists its product as uncharacterized. Gene Ontology annotation, molecular function: glyoxylate reductase (NADPH) activity; hydroxypyruvate reductase [NAD(P)H] activity; NAD binding. The transcript has 2 exons. NCBI's taxonomy places the organism in Eukaryota, Fungi, Ascomycota, Sordariomycetes, Xylariales, Hypoxylaceae. Gene Ontology annotation, cellular component: cytosol. Bases 555 to 1799 code for a protein of 414 amino acids. The record is from RefSeq and is a predicted model, not a curated record.
GUAUUAUUUAUUAUAUUCUAUACCUGAAUUAAGGAGUCCUGAUGUGCAAGUGGAUUUAAAUCUUCCAUGUCUCGAUUCGACUUAGCUGCUGAUUAUUAGGUAGCGUUGAACGAACAUCGUUGCCCCCCACGCUGUCACGAAUAAAGGUUAGACUGCGGCUUAUAAUUCCCGCUGUGCCCUUUUUCUUCUUCCUCUCCUCUCUCUUUUUAAGCCAAGCCGUCAAAGGUUCGGCGGUGAGGAGGAGGAGCUACUCCGAUGUGACGAUCCUACUUAAACCUGGAGGGACACAACAAGUUCGCGCGGGUACACACACACAACGUGUCCUACCUCCAAGGUUAAGGGUACUAAAACCACCACCUCGUUUUUUUUUCUUUUAAUUUAACCCGGGACUACGAAUAACUAACAUAACCUGAACUGUUAUUAUAUUAUUUCCUGCUCUAUCUAUCUAACCCUCCGCCUAAUCCCUCCUUCCCCUCCCCUCCGCCUCCUUCUUUGUUGUCGAAAUAUUUCCACCUCUAGAAGGUAAAUAUCCCUAGACAACAAUAACAACAACAAUGGCGGAACCAACAAACACCCCAAUGCCAACGGCACCGCCAACCCCACGCUCCACCUCCCCCGCACUCGGCGCCACACGCCCUGGCAGCACCACCCUGAGUCCUCCUCCCCCCAAACAUUUCGGAAUACCUCUUACGUCGUCGUCGUACACAUCCCUGUCCGUGCUAGGGGGUCCGACAACGAAGAGCAGCGGCAGCAGCAGCAAACCCGUGGUGCUGCACAUCGGGGACCCCGUCAAGUACAACCCGGAGACGUACGCCGAGUUCGCGAGCCAGUUCGAGGUGGUACGCCCGUCCGCCGACGAGCGCCAGCGGCCCGCCUUCGUCCAGGCCCUGCGCGAGAAACGGUGGGGCGACUUCUCCGCCAUCUUCCGCCCCUUUUGGGGUACCGGCGGCGAGAUGGGGAAUUGGGACGCCGAGCUCGUGUCCCUCCUGCCGGAUAGCGUCAGGGUCUUCGCGAGCGCCGGCACGGGCUUCGACUGGGCUGACACGCAGUUGCUGGGCGAGAAAGGCAUCGUGUACUGCAACGGUGGCCUGGCCGCUGCGGAGGCCGUAUCCGACUUCGCCCUCGCCUUGAUUAUCUCAACGUUCCGCGCGCUCCCGUAUUGCAUCUCGUCUAGCGCAACCUCCGAGACUUUCCAGGCGUGUCACGAGAACGCCACCGCGCAAUCCCACAACCUGCGCGGUCGCGUCUUGGGGCUUGUCGGGCUGGGGAAUAUCGGCCAACAGAUUGCGCUUAAGUGCAGUGCUGCUUUCGGCAUGGAUAUCAUAUAUUACGAUGUCGAACGCAAGCCGCCCGCGCUCGAAACUCGUUUGCAUGCCCGCUUUGUGAGCAGCCUCGAGCAGCUUGCGCGUCAGUCCGAUUGUGUCGUGCUAUGCGCGCCUGGUGCUGCGGGUCAGAUUAUCACCUCGGAGAGCCUGAGAUGGUUCCGACCUGGUGCGCGCCUCGUCAACGUCGCGCGGGGAUCUCUCGUCGAUGAAGAAGCAGUGGCCGACGCGCUGGAACAGGGCUGGCUUAGCAAUGCCGCCCUUGAUGUGCACGCCGAUGAGCCCAACAUCCACCCUAAGUUAUUAGCACUUGCGGGAACCAAAGUUCUCCUGACAUGCCAUAAUGCUGGUGGAACUGUCGAGACCCAUAUCGGCUUCGAGGAGCUCGCUAUGCGCAAUAUCAUGGCCGUAUUAGCUGGCGGACAAGCUAUUACGCCCGUUAACACGCAGUGGUUGAAAAACAAUGCCGUGUCGUAACAGGACGAGACUGGAUAUUGCGGCCGGUUUAUACCAGCCAAAAGGAAAUACUUUUACGUUACUAAACAACGCAGCGGCCCUGACUGGGCUGAAGGGAUACGUUCCCCGGAGGUUUGGUUUCCUCUUUCAGCGAGUAUGCGAGCGAACGACUCAAGGAAUAUCUAACAAACAAAAUAUCGCGAAUUUACUUGAGAGGGAUUAAAUACCCAUAGAUGUAAGAAAAAGGAGCAUCUGUAGAUAAGAAAUUCGGGGGGCGGGGGGUUGGGGUUAAGGAGGGUAGGAGUAAAGAGGAGCGGCUCGGAUAGGGGUAAAAACGGAAAGGUAGGUGUUUACAUGAGGCGAAAGAUAUACUCCACUUGCCUCUACAUGUAUGAAAUCGGCCAUACGAAGUAUAUAUCAAGUAUAUACCUACGAUACAAAGUAGAUGAAAAUCCUACAAUCAUGUGGCAAUGGGAUGGUUUAGUGUGAAUACUAAUCGGAGCUACGAUUUAAAUGCUACAAUCGGGAUGUUUUUGGUAAG